AUGAUUCGAGUGUGUGAGAAUCGUUCACUGGCAAGAAUGCCGUGGAGAAUUUACCGGGAUGAUUUCAGAGUGAUUAACGAGGACGAAGUUAAGUCUAUGCUAUCGAUUGGAUCGACGUCAACAAAGCUGUCGAAUUCGACGUCAUUCGCCAAGCACCAUGCCGUGCUUGGUACAAACACUCAUGCCUCAUUUCAUGUCUAUCCCCAACGACGUCCAAUCACUUUCAACCGCGUUGACAUGCAGUUAUUGACAUUGAUGAAGCAAUCAAUCCAUGACAACUUGAAUCCAUUCCUUGGCAUGUCAUUCAACGAGAAAGAUGAAAUGAUACUGCUAUGGAAAUAUUGCUCACGUGGUACUGUGCAGGACAUCAUAUACAACAAAGAGAUGGUACUGGAUGCCAAGUUCCACGGCGCUUUCAUCAGAGACAUUACAUUGGGUUUGGAAUAUCUCCACUCGUCUCCUAUCGGGUUCCACGGUUCACUUACCCCAUGGGCUUGUCUAAUCGAUCGAAACUGGAUGGUUAAACUGACAGACUUCGGAAUCGCUGAUGCUUUGGAGCGAUGGGAAAAACAAGGUUUGAUUGCAACGGAAACAUUGAAAGAAGGUGAUGACGAGGGGAAGAGCGGUUCUCUGCAGAAAACAAGUAAGUUUUAG
Molecule: messenger RNA, 654 nt
Organism: Cooperia oncophora
Lineage: Eukaryota; Metazoa; Nematoda; Chromadorea; Rhabditida; Trichostrongylidae
Source: the annotation of a GenBank genome assembly